Zingiber officinale is the source of this 937-nucleotide messenger RNA. Its product is annotated as ras-related protein RHN1-like. The record is from RefSeq and is a predicted model, not a curated record. NCBI's taxonomy places the organism in Eukaryota, Viridiplantae, Streptophyta, Magnoliopsida, Zingiberales, Zingiberaceae. Gene Ontology annotation, molecular function: GTP binding; GTPase activity. Bases 183 to 788 code for a protein of 201 amino acids. The transcript has 7 exons.
AUUCAAUUUUUACCCAGAAAGAAGAGUAGGAAUGGAAGGAAAGGCGCAUGGCAACAGACGUUCAAACAUUGGAGUCGCACCUACCAUUCCUUCUCUCCUUCCCGUUGCAUGCUACUUGCAAUCGACUCAUCUUCCUUUUGAUGAUCCCUUGAAGCUUCGUCCUGUGUCGGAGGAGUUCUGCCAUGGCCAGGACGGCGACCAACAACAGCAUCCAAGCCAAGCUGGUGUUGCUUGGAGAUAUGGGAACAGGAAAGACAAGCAUAGUGCUACGGUUUGUCAAAGACCAAUAUUUCGACUGUCAGGAGUCAACAAUAGGAGCAGCAUUCUUCUCUCAAAUUAUCUCACUAAAUGAGGCGACUGUAAAAUUUGAUAUAUGGGACACGGCUGGACAGGAGAGAUAUCAUAGUUUAACUCCAAUGUAUUAUCGCGGUGCAGCUGCAGCAAUCGUGGUCUAUGAUAUCUCAAGCAUGGAUUCCUUCAUUAGGGCACAAAAGUGGGUUCUGGAACUUCAAAGACAAGGAAAUCCAUAUCUGAUAAUGGCUCUAGUGGCGAACAAGGUUGACUUGGAAGCAAAGAGGAAGGUGGAGACUGAGGGAGGAUUGCAAUAUGCUCAAGAACACGGGUUGUUCUUCAUUGAAACUUCGGCAAAAACAGCAGAGAAUAUCAACGAACUCUUUUAUGAAAUAGCUAAGAGGCUUGUGAGAAUUCGUCUUCCACCAUCAUCUGGGAUGAACUUGACCAAUGAAAUGAGAAUCGUCGGAAGGAGAUUCUUUUGCUGCUCGGGAUGAUUUACACGGAAUUCACUCCCUCUGUUGAUCCUGUUGUUUACUAGCAAACAUUUGUAAAUUUAUUUGAAUAAAUAAACUGCUAAAUUGUGUAUGUUUGGAUACAAAUUUCUUCCUUUCUAUUAUUUUCAAAUCGCUUGGAAUUAUCAUAA